GGACCACAGAACUAUAAUAGUCAUAGUUUCAAAGACUUUAGUAUCAAGAUCAUACUAGUACAGAGAUAGAUCACAUAGUAGAGAACAGGGUUGCCAAAGAAAGGCCGUGAUUUGUGGGGUACUUUAUGGAGAGUACUAUUGACAAACAAUCUUUUGUCAGGGUUCCCAAGGGGAAGAUACGCGGAGACUCCCAAUCGAUGGUUAACAUGCCUGAGCGAGCGGUGGAACGAUAUAAUUCGAACCAGCUUAAGGCUGCAUGCCAAGGGGGAAUAUGCGUUGUCUACGCCUGCCCAGAUGGUUGAAAGUUUGGGACGAUAAGUCUCUUGUCUACACGGUGCAUAAGUUGGAACUAAUAUACCUAAAAUAUGUCCCAACCCGUUACAUGUCAAAUACCUGAAUUUUUACCGGCCAUGAUCUCUGAUAGUUUCUGAAACAUCUGCCUAUAAAUACAGCUUUUAAUGCAGUCAAUAUAAUUACAUGCUAUUGAUUAUCUU
Babjeviella inositovora NRRL Y-12698 is the source of this 494-nucleotide messenger RNA. RefSeq lists its product as uncharacterized. Bases 126 to 302 code for a protein of 58 amino acids. The transcript has a single exon. The record is from RefSeq and is a predicted model, not a curated record. Lineage: Eukaryota; Fungi; Ascomycota; Pichiomycetes; Serinales.